This is a messenger RNA of Doryrhamphus excisus (bluestripe pipefish), 1229 nucleotides long. It is a transcript of the gene pdap1b, whose product is annotated as pdgfa associated protein 1b. NCBI's taxonomy places the organism in Eukaryota, Metazoa, Chordata, Actinopteri, Syngnathiformes, Syngnathidae. The record is from RefSeq and is a predicted model, not a curated record.
GUGGAUUUUUGUACAGGCAAAUCCUUGGCCGAAACUGGCUGCUGGAUUGUGUUGCCCAUCUCUGAGUUUAGCCAGCUGUCACCUCACCUCGGCCUUAUAUGUCAUUUGUUUCGUCGUUAUUCUCAAGAAGGGAUUUGCUAGAAAGCCAAAAAUGCCCAAAGGAGGUAGGAAAGGUGGCCACAAGGGUCGCAUGCGGACUUACACCAGCCCGGAGGAGAUCGACGCCCAGAUGAAAGCGGAAAAGGAGAGAAAAAAGGAAGAAGAAGAGAACGGCGGUGCAGCUCAGAAUGACGCGCCGGAUGACAAGUUACAAGCAUCAGGGUCAGACGACAGUGACGAUGAAAGCUCCCAGAGGAAGAGAGCGGGCGUGGAGGGCUUGAUAGAAAUCGAGAACCCCAACAGAAUUGCUCAGAAGUCCAAGAAGGUGACGCAGAUCGAGCUGGAAGAGCCAAAGCAGUUGUCAAGGAGAGAGAGAGAGGAGCUCGAGAAGCAGAAAGCAAAGGAGCGCUACAUGAAGAUGCAUUUAGCGGGGAAGACGGACCAGGCCAAAGCUGAUCUCGCCCGCCUCGCCAUCGUCAGGAAACAGCGAGAGGAGGCAGCGAAAAAGAAAGAAGAGGAGAAAAAAGCAAAAGAAGCGAAAGAAGCGGCGGCGGUGGCGGCUAAAGGAUUAAACUCCCUCUCGCUAAAAUGAUGCAGAAUAUUUAUCAGAAGCAUUUUCCCACAUUUAUGGACUGAUGCAAUAUAAAUUUUGACUAUUUUUUAAAAAGAUGUACUAUGACGAGUAUUUCCCAUUACUGGCACGAAACAAUCUCUGCAUUGGUCCUUCUAAGAAGUAAAGCCGCAGCUGGGAAUACAACGGUUUUGGCAUACAAUUGGAAUAAGGCUAUGAUCUAGCUUGUACAUGAUAUUGACGCAGACGUAUUUAUCAUUGUACAAUGUCGAGUUAGCUUUUUGAGCUAUGGCACUAUGUUUCUUUUUGGAUUUUACACUGUACAUAACUGAGUCAUGGAAAUAUUUCUGAAUAUUACCAUAAAGCUGAAGAAACAUUUUAUUCAUGCUUUCAUUUGGAGUCAGCUAAUAUGACCAAAUGAUCUAUUAAUGAGUAACACCAAUAACAAAACAUAUAAAAAGAUGAAUGAAAUUCAAAAAGAGAUAUGUUUUCCAUGCAACUUGUCUUGGAAUGGUCACCCGUCAAUCACAUAGCACUUUUAAACAAUCAUUCAUACACC